This is a messenger RNA of Plasmodium vinckei vinckei, 648 nucleotides long. Its product is annotated as 28 kDa ookinete surface protein, putative. Gene Ontology annotation, cellular component: cell surface; membrane. The transcript has a single exon. The record is from RefSeq and is a predicted model, not a curated record. Lineage: Eukaryota; Apicomplexa; Aconoidasida; Haemosporida; Plasmodiidae. Bases 1 to 648 code for a protein of 215 amino acids.
AUGAAUUUCAAAUACAGUUUUAUUUUUUUAUUUUUUAUCCAACUUGCAAUAAGAUAUAGCAAUGCAAAAGUCACUGUAGACACAAUAUGUAAAAAUGGAAAACUAAUUCAAAUGAGUAAUCAUUAUGAAUGUUUAUGUUCUCCUGGAUUUGCAUUAAAAAGUGAAAACGAUUGUGAACCAAUUGUUAUUUGUGAUAAACUUGAAAAUAAAGAUAAAGUAUGUGGUGAAUUUGCUACAUGUGUAGGCCAGGCAAAUUCUGCCGUUCUUAAGUGUGAAUGUGCAAGUGGAUUUAUAGCACCACAAGGUACAUGUAAACCAUUCAAAUGUGCUAACUACGACUGUGGCGCUGGAAAAUGUGUACUCGAGGCAGGCAACCCUAUCAACGCAAUAUGCUCAUGUGAUAUAGGAAAAAUUGUACAGAAUGGUAAAUGUACAGGUACAGGCCAAACUAAAUGUACAUUGAAAUGUAAAGCUCAAGAAGAAUGCAAGUUGAAAGGAAAAUAUUAUGAAUGUGUUUCCAAAGUUCCAGCACCAGGCACUGGCGGAGGUGCAGGUACCACAACCCCCCCAACAAGUGGAAGUUUUAUGAAUGGAAUGUCAAUAUUCAGUAUUAUUGCAUUAUUUGUUAUGUAUAUAGCAGUAAUCUAA